Messenger RNA from Urocitellus parryii (Arctic ground squirrel), 2116 nucleotides. It is a transcript of the gene Tacr1, whose product is annotated as tachykinin receptor 1. The record is from RefSeq and is a predicted model, not a curated record. NCBI's taxonomy places the organism in Eukaryota, Metazoa, Chordata, Mammalia, Rodentia, Sciuridae. Gene Ontology annotation, biological process: G protein-coupled receptor signaling pathway; positive regulation of flagellated sperm motility. Gene Ontology annotation, cellular component: sperm midpiece; plasma membrane. Gene Ontology annotation, molecular function: substance P receptor activity.
AAGCUGCAGGCAGCGGCAGCGGCGGCUUCAGCUAAAGCGCAGAAGAAAAAAAAAAAUCUUCAGCUGGACACGAGGACCCAGAAUUCUGGCCAUAGAAUCAGAACUUUUAUAGACAGCGCUGUGACAGGCCCUCUUUCCCUCCUCCCAAGUCCUCAAGCAACACAGGGCUUUGCCUUUCCCGCCGCAGAAAAGGGAGAUAGGAGUUGCAAAUAGCAGCAGGUGCAAAAAAGGCGGGGUUCUCUUCUUUCCUAGAACGGUAACCGGUGGAAUUGCUUUUCCCCUUUCAGUUUGACGCAGAAGAGACGCUGACUUCAGAUUCGGAACUCAAAUGCUUCCUGAAGCUUGAAAGUGGAGGAAUUCAGAGCCACAAGGGGCAGGCAGAAGGUAAAGCUAGCAUUUAUUCUCUGAGCGCCAAGUCUCCUGCUUAUAAGGAGAGUUCUGCCCAGAAAGAGACUUCCUCCCUCCUGCCUGACUUAAGCAGGGCCCUGAGCCUCAGGAGCCUGCCACAGGACCCCCCGCUGCAAAGGGAGCCACAGUGUACAGAAGGGAGGUCUUUGCUGCCUAGCUGCACAAUGGAUAAUGUCCUCCCUGUGGACUCAGACCUCUUCCCAAACAUCUCCACCAACACCUCGGAACCCAACCAGUUUGUGCAGCCGGCUUGGCAGAUUGUCCUUUGGGCAGCUGCCUACACGGUCAUCGUGGUGACCUCCGUGGUGGGCAAUGUGGUAGUGAUGUGGAUCAUCUUGGCCCACAAGAGAAUGAGGACAGUUACUAACUAUUUCUUGGUGAACCUGGCCUUCGCGGAGGCCUCCAUGGCUGCGUUCAAUACAGUGGUGAAUUUCACCUACGCUGUCCACAACGAGUGGUACUACGGCUUGUUUUACUGCAAGUUCCACAACUUCUUCCCCAUCGCUGCUGUCUUCGCCAGUAUCUAUUCCAUGACGGCUGUGGCUUUUGAUAGAUACAUGGCCAUCAUCCAUCCCCUCCAGCCCCGGCUCUCAGCCACAGCCACCAAAGUGGUCAUCUGCGUCAUCUGGGUCCUGGCUCUCCUGCUGGCCUUCCCCCAGGGCUAUUACUCAACCACGGAGACUAUGCCCAGCAGAGUUGUGUGCAUGAUCGAGUGGCCAGAGCACCCUGACAAGAUUUAUGAGAAAGUGUACCACAUCUGCGUGACUGUGCUCAUCUACUUCCUCCCCCUGCUGGUAAUUGGUUAUGCAUACACCGUAGUGGGGAUCACACUGUGGGCCAGUGAGAUCCCUGGGGACUCCUCUGACCGGUACCAUGAGCAAGUCUCUGCCAAGCGCAAGGUGGUCAAAAUGAUGAUCGUGGUGGUGUGCACCUUCGCCAUCUGCUGGCUGCCCUUCCACAUCUUCUUCCUCCUGCCCUACAUCAACCCAGAUCUCUACCUGAAGAAGUUCAUCCAGCAGGUCUACCUGGCCAUCAUGUGGCUGGCCAUGAGCUCCACCAUGUACAACCCCAUCAUCUACUGCUGCCUCAAUGACAGGUUCCGUCUGGGCUUCAAGCACGCCUUCCGGUGCUGCCCCUUCAUCAGGGCUGGCGACUAUGAGGGGCUGGAAAUGAAAUCUACCCGGUACCUCCAGACCCAGGGCAGCGUGUAUAAGGUCAGCCGCUUGGAGACCACUGUCUCCACAGUGGUGGGAGUCCACGAGGAGGAGCCCGAGGAAGGCCCCAAGGCCACACCUUCAUCCCUGGAUCUGACCUCCAAUGGCUCCUCUCGCAGCAACUCCAAGACCAUGACAGAGAGCUUCAGCUUCUACUCCAAUAUGCUGUCCUAGAGGGCAGGCCCUUAGCAAGGCAGCCACCACCAUCCUUGUUCUGCCUCUCUCAUGCAUGGGUAUUUCCUUGAUCUGGAAACCAUCAGAAACACCUGAACAUCAGAGCUUUGGGGGAAGAAUCAGAUGGUUUAGGGAAGACAUUUCAUCCUAAAGUCAAUCUGGAUUCUUCCAUCUUUGCCAUCCCCCAUCAGUGUAACCCAAAGCAAAUCUGAAUUUCUCUGAGCCUGUAAAAUGAAAAUAUUGCACUAGAUUUUACCUUCCAGUUUAUUCCAUGAUUCUAGAGAUAACUUCAACUGCAUGUGGGUGCUCAUUUCAGGAUG